Molecule: messenger RNA, 722 nt
Organism: Wyeomyia smithii (pitcher-plant mosquito)
Lineage: Eukaryota; Metazoa; Arthropoda; Insecta; Diptera; Culicidae
Product: protein LLP homolog
Exons: 2
Coding region: 139-603 (154 amino acids)
Biological process (GO): dendrite extension
Cellular component (GO): nucleolus
Molecular function (GO): RNA binding
Source: RefSeq, a predicted model, not a curated record
GUCAAGCAAAGCAAGCUGUCAUCCUCUUCACAUCGGCCAUUAGCGGAAUCAAAACACGUUUCCGUGUUUGGGGAGAAUUAGUUCGAAAAAUACUAGAUUUUCUGCCGAUUUCGUGUGCGCUAUACCCAUCUUUCCACGAUGACGGCUCGUUCCAAAGGGCGGCGGGACAAAAAUAACCGUAUCCGCCGAGCAAAAAACAAACAGAAAGAACUUAAGAAACUAAAGAAAACCCUGGGACUGAUCGACGACGAUGGCAAAGAUCUGAUGGAAAAAGUAAAAGAAAUCACCGAACAGCAAAAACGUCAAGAGGAAGAAGAAAAGAUUAAGCAGGAAGCAAUGGAGGACAUCAUCAAGCAAGAAACACAGGAGUUUUGUGACACGGAAGAGUAUGUCGAAGUGAAACACGAAAAAUCCAAUGUAACGCAUCGCUAUAAUGCUAGAACAAAACGGGAUCAGUUCGGUCAGUAUCCGGUUUGGUAUAAUGCCAAAAAGGAGCGUAGGAAGCAGAUGAUCAAAGAAGGCAAAAUCAAAAAGAAGCGCCGAAUUCCAGGACGCAAGAUGCACUUUAUCGACGAAACUUGCAACUGGAAAAACAUCGUUUAAUCAAAAGGCUAUUUCUGUUAAAUGAAACCGAGUCGUUUUCUUUUUUUGGAAUAAGAUAUUGUAUUUUAUGUCUGUUUCCGAAGUAGGAGGGGAUAUCAAUAAAUAAAUCUUCAAAACAA